AUGGAUAUUGUUAAACAAUGUAAAAAUUUACUGUUAUUCAUCAAAAGAAUCAGAAAGAUAGUUUUUGAUAAAUUCACAGCUAAAGACAAAGAAAUUUGGGUGAAACGCUUAACGAAACAAAUCAAAACUUGUAAUAAAGAAAGGGACUCCGGUUUUGCAUUAAAUAGAAUUGUAUCUUUAGAAGUAAAUAUUAAUCGAUAUGAAAUUGGAAAUGGUUCCUCGUAUAUUAAACUUCCUGAGAGUAUUCAAAAAAAGCGUGCUUGUAUUAAUGUAAAAAAUUCUGAUCAAGCAUGUUUUUAUUGGGCAAUAGUUAGUGCCCUCUAUCCAGCUAAAGCACAUAAAGAACUCCCAUCCUCAUACCCAUGGUACAGUACAGUACUAAAAACAGAAGACCUAGAGGCACCAAUGCCGUUACAUCAAAUUUCAAAAUUUGAAAAAUUAAAUAAUAUAUCAGUCAAUGUAUUUGCUUUAGAAUUAAUAGAAAAUAAUGAAAAGUCAUUUUUCACAGUAUAUCCAGCUAGAUUAACUAAAACAGUCGUUGCCAAACAUGUAAAUCUUCUUUUAAUUCAGAAUCACUAUUUUCCUAAAUUAAACGAUUAUGAAGCACCUCCAGUGGAUAAUGAUAAUUCAGAAAUUAAGUACCACUACUGCCACAUUACGGAUAUGUCUAAAUUAGUUGCUGGAGCCUCUUUAGAUGAAUUGGUCUCAACAUUAAAUAAAAAUGACUUUAAAAUUUGCAAGCGAGAAUUUAGCAGGUUAAGUGACGAUGAAUUUAAAUUAAUAACUAAAAAAGGGGUAUUUUGCUAUGAUUUUAUUGAUUCUUGGGAAAAAUUAAACAUUACCGAUUUACCUCCAAUAGAGGCAUUUUAUAAUAAGCUAAACGAUACGAAUCUUACAGAUGAGAAGUAUGCUCAUGCUAAAAUAGUUUGGGAUACCUUUAACAUUGAAAAUUUAGGUCAAUAUUCAGAUUUGUACUUAAAAACCGAUAUUGUGCUUUUAGCAGAUGUUUUUGAAACUUUCCGCAAAAAAUGUUUUAUAACUUAUGGGUUAGAUCCAGCCUGGUACUACACAAUGCCCGGUUAUUCUUGGGAUUGUAUGUUGAAAUACGUGGGGUGUAACCUCGAGUUAUUGCGUGACGUUGACAUGAUACUAUUUAUGGAGAAAGCAAUUCGUGGAGGAAUUUCAGUAUGUAGCGGUAGAAUGUCGGAGGCCAAUAAUAAGUACAUGUCUAAUUAUGACCCCGCACAGCCCUCAAAAUACUUAAUGUAUUUUGAUGUCAAUAAUUUAUAUGGGUGGGCUAUGGGAGAACCCUUGCCCUACGGAGGGUUCGAAUGGAUGGAUGCCAAAGACAUUGAUGUUAUGUCUGUACCUGAUGACUCUCCCGUAGGGUACAUGUUACAAGUUGACUUGGACUAUCCUCGCCAAUUACAUGAUCUGCACUCAGAUUUUCCAUUCGCUGCCGAACACCGCAAAGCUUUGGGUUCAAAUCAUACUAAACUAAUGACAACACUUUAUAAUAAAAAAGAAUAUAUCCAGUCUGCGUGGCUACGACCCUACAUAGAAUUAAAUACUCGACUUAGAGCUGCAGCUACGAACGAUUUUGGAAGAAAUUUAUACAAAUUGGCCAAUAAUAGUGUAUUUGGAAAGACUAUGGAGAAUAUAAGGAAACAUAGAAUAGUAAAACUAGUCAGAUCAUGGAAUGGGCGAUAUGGUGCUAAAAAUUUAAUUUCUAGUGCCAGGUUUCAUAGCAGAAAGAUAUUUAAUGAAAAUUUAGUAGCUAUAGAACUGAUUAAAUCAGAUCUAGUUUUUAAUAAACCCUUAUACAUUGGCAUGACUGUUUUAGAUAUAUCAAAAUUAUGUAUGUACCAAUUUCAUUACGACUAUAUGCUUCCAAAAUUGGGCGCAGAUAAAUGUAAUUUAAUGUAUAUGGAUACCGAUAGCUUUAUUUAUGAACUGUACUGUCAUGAUGCAUAUGAGGAAGUAAUAAAACAAGAUCUAUCAAAAUUUGAUACAUCCGAUUACGCUGUAGAUAAUAUCUAUAAUAUUCCUCGCGUAAAUAAAAAAGUUUUAGGAGUAAUGAAAGAUGAAAAUAAAGGAGAAAUUAUGACAAAAUUUGUGGGAUUACGAUCAAAAAUGUAUACUUUUAAAGUUCAAUCUGGUCGAAUCACUAAAAAAGCAAAAGGGACUAAAUAUAAUAUAGUAAAAAAUGUUAUAAAAUUCGAUGAUUAUGUAAACUGUUUAAAUGAUUUUAAGGAACAAACUGCUACUCAACACUCCAUUCGGUCAUAUAGCCAUAACGUCUAUAGUAUAGAACAAACAAAAAUUGCGCUAAGUCCUUAUGACGAUAAAAGAUAUUUAAUUCCAAAUAGUUUUAGAACCCUACCAUUGGGACAUUACAGUAUUUUAGAAUAG
Diabrotica virgifera virgifera (western corn rootworm) is the source of this 2412-nucleotide messenger RNA. RefSeq lists its product as uncharacterized. The transcript is spliced from 4 exons. The coding region runs from base 1 to 2412 and encodes 803 amino acids. The record is from RefSeq and is a predicted model, not a curated record. NCBI's taxonomy places the organism in Eukaryota, Metazoa, Arthropoda, Insecta, Coleoptera, Chrysomelidae.